Talaromyces rugulosus is the source of this 771-nucleotide messenger RNA. RefSeq lists its product as uncharacterized. The transcript has 2 exons. NCBI's taxonomy places the organism in Eukaryota, Fungi, Ascomycota, Eurotiomycetes, Eurotiales, Trichocomaceae. Bases 1 to 771 code for a protein of 256 amino acids. The record is from RefSeq and is a predicted model, not a curated record. Gene Ontology annotation, molecular function: oxidoreductase activity.
AUGUCUUCUCAGGGGGCUCUCAAAGGAAAGCUAGCCAUUGUUACUGGUAGCGGAAAAGUAAACGGGAUUGGUUUUGCUGUUGCAACUGCGCUAGGUGAACUUGGUGCAGACAUCGUCCUUCAUUACAACACCAACAAGGAGUCUGCCCUUAAGAACGUAAAGACACUCGAGUCGCUCCAUGUCAAAGCCAUCGCUGUUCAAGGGGAUGCAUCCGGCACUACGUUUGGGAAGGACAUUAUUUCCGCGACUACUGCCGCAUUUCCUGGCCGAAACAUCGACAUUAUCGUCAACAACUCUGGCAUAGGCAUCUUCCAUCCUGAUACCACAUCGAUUCCGGUCGAAGACUUUGACACUCUUUUCCAAGCCAACGCUCGCGGGCCAUUCUUACUUGUCCAAGCUGCAUUGCCCCAUUUAUCGUCACCGGGAGGAAGGAUAAUCAACAUCAGCAGUGUCGUAGCCCGGAGCGGCAGUCAGUUUGCGGCCUUGUAUGCAGGGUCCAAGGCGGCUCUGAGUGCGAUGGCGCUUGGAUGGGCCGAAGAGCUCGGCAGUAAAGGCAUCACAGUCAACACCAUUGUGCCAGGCCCCAUUGACACCGAUCUGGCGCCUCCAGAGGAGCAUCCCCUAGUGCAGAAGUUCCGCGUCGAACAGAGCAUUAAGAGGAAUGGAACAGUUAAAGAGGUGGCUGACGUGGUAGCUUUCAUCGCCAGUCCAGCAAGUUCAUUUGUGACUGGGCAAGACUUGUCAGUCGAUGGAGGGCUGGCAUACGUUUAG